Molecule: messenger RNA, 741 nt
Organism: Rubroshorea leprosula
Lineage: Eukaryota; Viridiplantae; Streptophyta; Magnoliopsida; Malvales; Dipterocarpaceae
Source: the annotation of a GenBank genome assembly
CUUUAAUCUCUCUUUAAAAUCUGCUUUGUGUUUUUCUUCUUAAUUUUCCCCUUUCUGCAAGUUACGGAUUUUGAAGGACAUAGAAUUCCUACUAAUCUAGCAGAAAAGGAUUAAUGGCUUUUGCAAGGUCAACGUCGAUGUUGAUGAUGUUACUCCUUUUCACUGCAUGGUUCUUCUCUGCACAAGCCAGCCGUCAGCUUUCAGGUGGAAUUGCAGGGGCAAAGAAAGACAUUGUUGAAACCGAAGUUGCUACUGCUCCUACUAAUGGCUUAGAUGGAGGAAAGAAGGCGGAGGAGGACGACAGCAAACUUGUGAAGCUGGAGAAAGUAAAAGUUAAGGGUGCUGAGAAAAAGCAGAGUGUUAGCCAUUUCUCAGAUGAAGCUGAUGAGACAGGAUUUGUGGCUUUCAAUGUCGAUUAUCAUGGUCCUACGCAUCACCCUCCUAAGAAUAAUUAACCAAUAAAUUACAGUUAGUAUGAGUAGUAUAUAUAUUAGAAAGAAUCAAAUAAAUAAUGUUGGAGAAUAGUAGUGAAUUAGGGUGUAAUCCAACUAUGAAUGCUAAGUGAUGUUAUGGUUUAAUUCUGGUUUACAUGAUUACACUAAUCUCCUUUAAUCCAUCUUAUGUUACAUUUCCUUUUUCUUUUUUUCUUUUUUUCUUUUUUUUGAAUCCGGUGUGUUUGUUAUGUUUUGGCUGUCUAAUUGUUGUUUGUCAAUUGAAUUUCACUAAAAUCAUGGUUUUUCU